AUGAUGGAAACACUGCGCUCUUCCACUGCGACGUGCCUUUCGACCGUCAAUACUGGCAAUGUCGCAAAAACACAACCCACAUAUACCACAGCCGGGACUAUCUACAACCCAAGCACCGCGCAACCGCUUCAAGCUCCUUUUCGCCGCGGCCGAUUGUCCAAGUGGCCUGCGGGCGGCUACCAGACCGACCUGAGUCUGCUCCCCAAGUCAUUCUUAGCCGCUCUGCCGCUGCCCAACUGCUCUCCCAUCAGAACAAACCCCGAGCAGUACUCGCCCUUGCAGCAAAAUUACGACCGCGCUGUCAACCCGACUCUGUUCAAUGACACAGACCAUACCAUGGCCAAGGUCUAUCCGCAGAAGCUGUCCUUUGACUGCGAGCUACCCUCGGUCACUGCACCAUCUCGCGACGUCGAAGUGAGCGAUGACGGCGGCGAGAGAUCUACGCUUCUGUACGAGAGUGACGAGAGUAACACUGAUGACGAGUUUAUCAACAUGGAUCCCUUGGCUGGCAUGACAUUCAAGUCUCUCCAGAAUCUGGCUUCCUAUCCCAAUCCUAGCCAGAAGAGAGCUCGCAAGGCGCUGCAGGGCGUGAAGCCAGCCAGCCUCAACAUUGGCGCGCAGGGUCAUCUCAAUUCGUCUCCCAAAAAGGCUGACUUGGGCUCAAUUGGAUCGCCCAAAAAGGCAAACAACAUGGCGGAGCCGUGUCCCUUUGACGGCCCGGACGAUGUCGCAAACAGUUACAACCACAAACAAUCCACGUCAGGGUUCCAAGAAGGCUCCGGAGUUCCUCGACCUCUGACUGCCGGGCCUCCUGGUCAACGUCAGUAUCGCGCUUCCACGUUUGAGUCCACUCUCAAGGCUCUCCAAACCCGGGCACAGAGGCAAACUCUCGGUGUUGAGUGGGACAGCGGCAACAAUAGUCACCGUCCCUCCAGCCUCCUGCGGGAUACCGAAGAUGAUUGGGAUCCUUCCACGGGCCGUUCCGUUACGCCAUGCCCUGUCUUUGAUUCAAAGAGCCCGACUGUGCAAUCAGUAGCCACCAGCACGCUCUAUGAUUAUUCGUUGCACAAGCCUGAGUAUGGCUACAGCUUGAACCCUACUCACCACCUCGAAAACCAUAGACAGAUCAUGGCAGCACACGGAGAAGCUGACCAGACGCUGUCUUAUCCAGAGACACCUAUCAUUGGCGACUCUCGACUGGUAUCCGCCACGAGUUACCCCAGUGUCACAAGUAUCCAGGCGCGCAAAGAGCUGACGGACACCUACUGGUAUGCUGGAUCUGGCUUCAUGAGCAAGUCCACCGCAGAGGCAGUCGUCGACGCCCGCUUCCGUCGACUUGAGCACUCCUUUGGAGUGAUUGGCGAUAGACGACCUGGUAAAGCUGAGAACCAGCAUCUCCCCAUCAGCGUUGAUGAGGCCAACAAGAUGCCAGUUUCUGAUCACGCGCAGCCGCUUCUCAACGCCGCCUUCCAGACGUUGCUGGAGUGGCGCGAGCACCAAUGCAGCAACCAACAGUCUGCUCGCCCGGAACAACAUGAGAACAGCUCAUAG
This is a messenger RNA of Emericellopsis atlantica, 1551 nucleotides long. RefSeq lists its product as uncharacterized. The coding region runs from base 1 to 1551 and encodes 516 amino acids. The record is from RefSeq and is a predicted model, not a curated record. The transcript has 2 exons. Lineage: Eukaryota; Fungi; Ascomycota; Sordariomycetes; Hypocreales; Bionectriaceae.